AAUGCUCAGUACAGUAGGAGGUGACUGGAUUUGGAGGAGGGGAGGAGGGAGGCAUCUUUGAAAUAAUCCUCUCUGCUUGGCUGACCUUGCCAUUCAAUCUGAAGUUACUACUUGGAAUAACCAUGGUCCCCCAUCCUGAAUUAUUCAUAGCAAGGAAACAAAAGCCAUUGGGCUCAAGCUGGGUAGGUAGAGAGGGCGAGGGGUGUUGUACUGUCAGUUUCAAUGCAGAGUGUGUUGGAUAAAAUAGCAGAAGACUGAGACUUUACUAUGGCAGGGCUCCCGAGCACUUUGCGCUGCCAAGCAUGACCGCAGAGUUUGAAAAACUUCUCAGUGUCACCCCGGAGCUGUGCCCACACAAAGCCCUUUGAUCAAUUCCUUAGCAUGUUAGCCUGAAGAAAUUCUUGCAGAAAGUUCACAGUAUGAUCAGAAAUGGCAGCGGGUUUGGCAGUAUUGCAUGGGAGAAGGCUAGCACGCGAAUAGCGAGGUGCCAUGGUACUGCAGUGGAUGGUAGUGGCUCAUACUCUUUGCGAUUUCCACUGGCAUGUCCGCAAAUGAAAAUGUUACCCCUUUGGUGCCAUUCUACCAACGGUAGACUCAUCCCAUUGUGGCUGUGCGACACUUGCCUCUUGGUAGAGAACAGUUGCAUUGUCAUUGCGAGUGAAGAUCAUUUGGUAAUGGAUCAAUAAGAAAUGAGUCGCAAACAGGAUGUUGACUCAAGCUCUUUCUCUUUGACACUAAAGGCAGUGCAACCCUUGUACUGGGAUUAUUUCCUGCUUUAGCAGCAGUGGCGUUUUCCCUCCAUGAUGUGCUUUCAGACCAUGUGUAUGUGUUUGUUUGUUUAUUUAUACAGAAGAUGCACCCAUUUACAAGGGGGUCCUGUUAGAAAAUAAAACAAUUACAAGUUAAACAACACAACAAGUACAUGUGUGCUUCAAACUCAGUCAGCAGCCUACAACCUGAACAACAAAAACAAGACGCAUCUCUGUGUUAAUGUGGACUAAAGGAAAAACAAUGGCAAGAGGCUCUUAGCAAUUCCCAAAAACGAUCUUUAUAGCUAGAAAAGGAGAGAUUGUCAAAUUCCGUCUUCAUGCUUUAAGUAACAAUUCCACAUUUUUGGUAAGUAUUGAAUGCAGAACAAUGUAGGCAUGGUCUGUGUAGCAUCGAAAAACCAUUAGCUGAAACGUUCGCCUGCGUGAGUUUUCCAAAAAAAAAAAAAAAAAAAAAAAAAAAAAAAAAAAGCUUUGUUUUUUAAAAAUUUUAUAAAUCGAGCCUCAAAUCUAGGAAUUAAAUUCCGUUGAAAUACUGGCCCUGUUAAUAUGUUAGGAAGCUGUAUUAAAAAAAACAAACAAAAGGAACAAAUUCAUAGAAUUCCUGCCAGCCCAGACACACAACCUGUCGCCUGUCAUUCUCGUCAGUCCUGCUCUAAUGAAGAUGGGGCUCCAAUUAGCGAAUAUUUCAGUUUCUCAGUCUUGCUGUACCGCAGUGCAGCGGCAGUGGUUCAUGAAGAUUUGAGGACAGGGUCUGUCUCGCUGAGGGAAAAUAAUGUCGGUGUAAACACUGCGGACGUGCCACUCUGCAUGCUUUUCCAAAAGCUUUUGGAAAACGAGAUGAGAUCAACCAAUGGGGGAAUUGGGGGGGGCAACGCGAUCAGACGAGGUCCGUAAUGAACUGCAAUGGGAAGGGGGCUGAUAUUUUAAUUAGUACAGAUGGACAAAAUAUAACUGAGUGAAAAAAAAAAAUCAUCAAUUUUAGAAAGCCAGUUGUGUUUUAAUCUUCUUUGAUAAUACUUUAAAAUAAUGGUUGCAAAUGCAUGUAAAUGUUAACUCAUGCAUGAAUGCCUGCCUCAUACAUGUGAUCAACAAAAUUUGUUCCAAUGGAUAUGGGUAAUUAAAUCACAUGAAUUAACAGGGCUGAAUUAAAAAUGGAUUGCUUCAGAGGAAGUGCAGAAGAUAUUCAGGGGUUAUUCUUGUGGUAAUCCAUCUCAAUUCAGUAUGAAUUUGUGGCUGUUUAAAGUGGUACUGCUUCUUUAGUGCAGCACAGCCUUACAAAACAACUGCAGGGCUUGCGCACCUGGGAGUGCGGUUCUGUAGCUGUGUAAUUAAGAGAAGAUCCUCAACACCCUUGAGUCGAAUACUGAAUACUUUCUAGCCAAGAAUUCUUUGUAAUCGGGGCAGCAGAGUUUGCUGUGCAUGAAUUUGGUCAGGUACACAGUUUGGCAGCCCUGCAGCUCCAAAAGGCUUUUGUUGUUCAAACUAUGAUUCAGUGGCUAGGGUUGCCCAUUUGUAUUGUUAUUGUAGUUGCUUUGCAUUCCUUUUCGCUCUCUCAUUUAGUCCCUCCUCCCCCACCUUUUGUUGGUUAUAAGGGCUGGGGAGAAAGGAGGCACUAGAUAUGGGUUUGCAGUCAACAUGAGAUGCAAAACCUGAACAAGUUCCAUCAUGUGCCACUUUAUGGAUAUGCUGGCUGAGGAAAUCCUGAAACCUGUUAUGUGUUCCGAGAGGGUUGGCCAAGUGACGAAAACAUACCAUGACAUCGACGCAGUGACGCAGCUGUUGGAAGAGAAAGAGCGUGAUCUGGAAUUGGCGGCCCGUAUCGGCCAGUCUCUCCUCAAACAGAACCGCUCCCUGUCUGAGAGGAACGAGUGUCUGGAAGAACAGCUUGAACUGACCAAAGAGGAGGUCGCUCAGUUGAGGCAUGAAGUCCAGAUGAGAGAUGACCUCCUGCACCUGUACACCAGCAGUGCGGAGGAAAGCGAGGCCUGCUCCACAACAACAAUGCCACUGAGACCUAACGAAUCGACAGCCUCGCUCCAAAGCUGCUUCCACUUCGAUUUCCUGCAGCAGAAACUCAAAGGGCUGGAGGAAGAGAAUGUGAAACUACGCACAGAGGCCACUGACUUGGAAGCCGAAACAACAAACUUUGAAGAGCAGGAGCAGCAGUUAGUGAUCGACUGCGUACAAGAACUGACGUCGACCAGCAAGCAGAUGGCAGUGCUGUCGGAGGAGCUUUCCCGCAAGGUGGAGGACACUGUGAGGCAGCAGGAGGAGAUCAGUCAGCUGCUGGCCCAGAUUGUGGACCUGCAGCAUAGGGCCAAAGCGCUGUCGAUGGAAAACGAAGAGCUGAACCAGCAUUUGAGCGCCGCGAAAGAAGCCCAAGAGCAACUGAAAUCCGAGCUUGGAGACCUCCAGGAGAAGUAUUCCCAGUGUGAGGACAUGCUCCGCGAAGCACGGGAGGAGAUUAAAAACCUGCGGAACAAAAGCCUGCCCAACAGCACCAUCAACCGCUACAGCGCCCUCAACGUCUUCCCCAUGGACUCCCUGGCUGCGGAGAUUGAGGGCACCAUGCGCAAGGGGCUGGACAGCCCUGCGCCUCCCGAAUUCAAGAAUCAUCACAAGCGGGUGUUUGAGACGGUCAAGUCUGUGAACCAGCUGGCCAAGCUGCGCUCCCGCUGCCAGUCCUCACGGAUCCCAGGGUCCGGUCAGUCCUCUGCUGCCCCCUCCUCCCUGUCCAGCCGGAUCAGCACACCUCUGUCCAGCCGGAUCAGCACACCUCUGUCUAGCCGGAUCAGCACACCUCGGACCAGCUACUACAGCUCGGACAACGGCAGUGUGGUCCUGGAGGACAAGCCUCUGAGCAGCCAGCCAGCGCCCAACGCCACACACUCUGAGGGGCAGGAUAAGAGGCUGGGGCAGCCUGGUACUCCCGGGGGUCACGACCUGGAAGCGGCCCUGCGCCGGCUGUCUGCACGGCAGGAGAGUCACGCCUCGGAGCGGCCGUUCUUCGACGAGGAGCGUGAGCGCAAACUGAGGGCCCUGUCGGCCGACACGGACCCCUCCAGCGGCUUCCUCACCCCCAACGAGAGCGUCCUCUCCAUCGGCACCAACUACUCGGGCAGCUCCGGCUUCUCCCAUGGCUCCCGAUCCUACCUCCCGGACCGGCUGCAGAUCGUUAAACCCCUGGAAGGCUCAAUGACCCUGCAUCACUGGCAGCAGCUGGCCCAGCCCAACCUGGGAGGCAUCCUGGACCCUCGGCCCGGAGUGCUGACUAAGGACUUCCAUCAGCUGGACGUUGACCUGCAGGAGGUGUACAGCCUCAAUGACCUGGAGGAGGACGAGGUGGACCUGGGUUCGUUCAGGGUACUGGCCAGCUCCUCCCCACUGCCCGGUCGGCACCCCAGCAGGGUGUCUCAGUCCAGUAAUAACCUGCCCCAGACCCCGCCCACCGACACCAUCACCACCUGUCGGAUCAUGCAUCCCUCAGUCAAGCACGCUUCCGUCACUCGGAGCCUUCUUAAUGGAGGUCUGCCCUCUUGUGGGAGCUUUGGGAAGUUAAGCACCUCCCAGGCCGGCCCCCACCGCAGGCUUUUCUGCUGCGAGUCCUCCACUAACCUGCGGGAGCACACCAAGAUGCUCAGCACUUCCCUGGGGCUCGUUCGGCUGCUGCAGGAAAGCGGGAUCUCAGCUGACGUCUACACGCCAGACCGAGCCAGGGAAGAGCCGCGGGCCGCCCACUUCGGUGGAACCUGUCCUGGCGAUAGCCAAUCAGAUGAGACGCUGACACCAGCUACCUCCCCCAUCACACUGAAGUGUAACAGUCUGCUUGUUAAGACUUUCCCAGGCUCUCGGUCUGUUCCAUCCGUGCAUGAGGGGGAGGACUCUGGUAGCCCAUGUGAAGAGAAUAUUUUCAGCUUCAACUUGGUGGAAAAGUUGCAAGGCCUGGGUUUGGACAAGGUGGUGGCGAGAGGAGUUAUUCCAUCCAAGCUGCUGGACAGAGGUUGUCAAACCCAGGCAACAGAAUGAAGAUUUCCAAACAUUUUGUCCACCAGUGGGCGUCGUAAUAAAUGCAAGGACUGAGCAAUAUUUAAAGGGGCACUUUAAAAUACUGUAAUGUAAGCUAGUCAUCACUAAUUCAUUUUUUUAAAUAAAAUAAAAUUGUACAUAUGGAUGUUUUACACAUUCGAGUUUAUUACUGUGCUGCUCAAUUGAAAAUACACAGAAGUUUGAGGCAAUAAAUACACUGCAAGACGCAGUUUUCAUGUCAUUUGAAUAAACUCAUUCAGUAAUAUAGAAGGCUAAAUUGAGACAUCACAGUGGUAGUAGACUGAAUCCUAAAAAGCAGAAGUGGAUCUGUAUUGAGAGAGUAGUCGUGAUAUUGUGUGUUACCACUGGCCAGCAUUUCAGGGUUUCAUUUAAAGAUCUCUGGUCCUAAAGACAUUAUCAGGGGUCGUGGAUAAGUAAGCAGAGGGAAUAACACACUCAGUUUCUAAAGCAAUGUCAUUUUAAUAUUGUUAAGCCACACAACAACAAUGCCUAAAACCGGACCCUAAAACCCUUCUUCGUUUGUGCCUUACUGUGCUGAUCACUCCGUCAAGGGUAAGUAGGGGCAGGGGUGGUGACAUAGCGCCAGAUUGCUAGUGCUCCCUUUAAAUGUUGCUCUUUUGAAUUUUCCAAACCAAAAGAAAAGAGAGACUUUUGCCCUGAGCGAACGCCUUCAAGAGGAUCGGAUCAGAUCGAAUUUAACCUUGCGAGAGCAGAACUCUCCCUACGCUUUUCAAAAAUGCAAUACCUGUUUUGUUUCAGAUCCGCAGAUCAGCGUUUUGUAGUAUGUGGAGAGUUUUGUGUACCUGUGCUGUGUAGGUUUUUUUUUUUUUUUUUUUUUUUUGCCAAGGACGCAUGUCAUUUUCGAACAGACUCACCUGUUCGCCAAAAGUAAGCCAGGACGGACUAAUGCACUGCAAUCCUGUCGUUUGGUUCAGGUGGCCACAAGUGUGGAAGUCGGUGGGCAACUAGCACGGUGACCAGGACAGUGUGCAACAAGCACAUGGGGCUGUAUUACCUUCUGGUUCCAGUAGGAGACUAAUUACAAAUCCCGUGUGUAAACAGGAAAGCAAAAGCAUGCAGAGUGUUGUUUUAUAUUAAAACAUGGAUUUGGGGAGCGUGG
Messenger RNA from Polyodon spathula (Mississippi paddlefish), 5937 nucleotides. RefSeq names its product trafficking kinesin-binding protein 1-like. Gene Ontology annotation, molecular function: signaling receptor binding. Bases 2436 to 4796 code for a protein of 786 amino acids. The record is from RefSeq and is a predicted model, not a curated record. Gene Ontology annotation, biological process: neurogenesis; anterograde axonal transport of mitochondrion; neurotrophin TRK receptor signaling pathway. The transcript has 14 exons. Lineage: Eukaryota; Metazoa; Chordata; Actinopteri; Acipenseriformes; Polyodontidae. Gene Ontology annotation, cellular component: dendrite.